AUGUCUGUUAUCUGUACCUUAGGUAGUGAUAUCUCAGCCCUGGAGGCGGGCCUGCAGCAUCUUCUGCCAUGGUCUCAAGUAACCAUUUUAGUAGACUGCAGUGGAAGGCCAACAUGGAAGCUCGCCGUCGUGGUGAAGACUUCACCCUUGCGUAACUUGGGCCUACCCCUAAGCCCGGCCCAUCCGGGCAUAACCAAGCAUAGUCAUAGUAUCUUGCUCGUUUAUUUAUUCUACUUAUCCUACAAUAACUUAUCUCUCCCCCUCCAUCGCUUAAACUAUCUCCAUUAUCAAAAAUCUGUCCAUCGCCAGCGUCUUCUUAAGUCUUUUUAUAGGGAGGUUAGGGGCAUCACGUGA
Trichophyton rubrum CBS 118892 is the source of this 354-nucleotide messenger RNA. RefSeq lists its product as uncharacterized. The coding region runs from base 1 to 354 and encodes 117 amino acids. The record is from RefSeq and is a predicted model, not a curated record. NCBI's taxonomy places the organism in Eukaryota, Fungi, Ascomycota, Eurotiomycetes, Onygenales, Arthrodermataceae. The transcript has a single exon.